Molecule: messenger RNA, 507 nt
Organism: Didymodactylos carnosus
Lineage: Eukaryota; Metazoa; Rotifera; Eurotatoria; Philodinida; Philodinidae
Source: the annotation of a GenBank genome assembly
AUGUUAACAUUAUUUUUGGUCAUCAUUUGUGAAUGUUAUCUUAGUCCAUUUGUAACACCGAUUGCUCAUCAUUUGGAUACUGCUCUUGCAAAUAUUCAUAAUACCGGUACGAAUGUUGUAAACACAAUAACAGGUGCAAUUGAUACUAUAACACAUUUUAUUGGCUCACAAAUCAACCUCAUUGGUAAACGAAGUGAAAUGACACCAUUACAAAAUCUAUUGUUAGAGUUAAAAACAUUUUUAAAUGAAUUUAAACAAAGUAUUAUGAAUAUAUUCCAAAAUGUUCUGUCACAUGUUGUUCUUCGAAAUUUAAAUAGUAUCGUAUCACUAGAUGAUAUAAAACAACAAAUUUUAUCAUUACAAACAUUAUUACAAACACAUAUUACCAAUUUAAAGGAAAUAUUAAAUACACUCAACAUAAAUUUGAAUCAACAAUUAUUAACAACGGGUAUGAAUGUAUUACAUACAUUACAACAAGCACUUAAUUCCAUAAUGUCAACAUUAUAA